Messenger RNA from Triticum dicoccoides, 1664 nucleotides. Its product is annotated as serine/threonine-protein kinase BSK1-2-like. The record is from RefSeq and is a predicted model, not a curated record. The transcript is spliced from 8 exons. Lineage: Eukaryota; Viridiplantae; Streptophyta; Magnoliopsida; Poales; Poaceae. Gene Ontology annotation, biological process: protein phosphorylation. Bases 1 to 1320 code for a protein of 439 amino acids. Gene Ontology annotation, molecular function: protein binding; protein kinase activity; ATP binding.
AUGAGUAAUGGAGAAUUCGUUGCUGUGAAGAAACUUCAACUGUCAUUGCCGAGCUUUCAGAAGCAGUUUGAGAAUGAGGUGUGUCAUCUGAUGUACCUUAAUCACCCGAAUAUAGUGCGACUUCGAGGGUACUGCUACGAAACACAGAAUGUAUUUGUAGAGCACAAUGGGAAUUUCGUCUGUGCGGAGAUGUCAGAAAGGUAUAACAAUUCAACACGGGCAUAUGUUGCGUAUGAAUCUUCUGGACUUGAGUGGGACACCUGGUAUAACAUAAUUGUCGGUAUUAUCUAUGGUUUAAAGUACCUUCAUGAGGAAAAAGUUAAGCCCGUGCUCCAUAUGGACCUAAAGCCGGCCAACAUAUUGCUGGAUGAUGCUAUGAAGCCAAAGAUUACAGACUUCGGUCUUUCAAGACUACUCGAUCAACAGCAAACUUUAAGCACUUCAAGUCGUGAUGGAACACUGGGUUACAUGGCACCAGAAUACCUACAUGCAGGUACGGUCACAGCUAAAUCAGACAUAUUCAGUUUGGGUGUAAUAAUUUUGGAGGUAAUAACAGGACACAAGGACUACCCAGAUGUUACAAGAACAUCCUCCGAGAGAUUUGUGGAGCUUACCCUUGAUAAAUGGAGGUCGAGAAAUCCAUUGAACAAAUCACCAGGCUAUAUACCGAAAAUAAGAAGAUGCAUUGAGAUAGGUCUAGCAUGUGUGAAUCUUGAGCGGAAGGGAAGGCCAUCAACAGGCGAGCUUAUCAAGUUGCUACAAGGAAGAAUGACGCUAGACGAGAUUGCAGCGUCUAGAAUGGAAGCAACCUGUUCCCAGCCGGACCUAACUGCCAUCCAUGAGAUUCUAGAGAGGGAGGGAUACAAACCAGAUGAAGGGCCUCCAACUGAGCUAUCUUUCCAAAUGUGGACAAACCAAAUGCGAGAGACGUUGAUCCCCAAAAAAAAGGGUGAUGCUGCAUUCCGAGCUGGAGACUUUCAGGUAGCAUUGGACAAUUUUACUGAGUUUAUUGAUAAUGGGGCAAUUAUUUCACCGGUUGUUUAUGCCAGACGUAGCUUGUGCUACCUUAUGUCUGACCAACCUGAUGCUGCCCUUCAAGACUUGAAGAUAGUAAAGGGCAUCUUUGAGGAAUGCAUUGAGAAAUGGCCCACGGCACUCUACAUAGAGGAAGUUGCGGUUUCAAUGCUAGUCAAUCAGAGGCAUCGUAGCGCAACCGAAAUGUUGAAUGAGGCGUCGCACCUCGAAGAGGAGAGGCGUGGGAAUGAAACUUUCAGCUUUCAGACCAAUGAGGGAUUUACAUUCCCAAAAUUGAGCCAAUAGUGCUUAGACGUUUUUGUAGUUCAAUUUGAACUAGAAAAACGUCUUAUACUUUGGUAUGGAGGGAGUAGCGUCCUAUGCGAGUAGAGUAUCACACUUUUGGGAAUGGACUCUUUGAUGCCACGGUCGUUGCAGUGCGAACAGUUAACGCUGUAGCCGGCCUGAAAACAUUUGUUUCUGAAGAGAGAUUUGGCCUAUCGCACCGAAGGGUGUGGUGAACGAGGGCCUUGCGGCAGGGAACAGCGCCUCUAAUGCCGUCGCUACCAGUGAGGUGGGCGGCUCUGCCGCUGUCGUGACCGGGGGCGGCACAAUCCCUCUCCGACAAGAUCUACUUCGCCGGCCGCCCA